Molecule: messenger RNA, 1178 nt
Organism: Octodon degus (degu)
Lineage: Eukaryota; Metazoa; Chordata; Mammalia; Rodentia; Octodontidae
Gene: Mphosph6
Product: M-phase phosphoprotein 6
Exons: 5
Coding region: 194-625 (143 amino acids)
Biological process (GO): maturation of 5.8S rRNA
Source: RefSeq, a predicted model, not a curated record
GUCCCUAGGGACCUCCGAAUCUGUCUGGGGCCCAGGCGGUGGAAUACGCGUGGUGGGGACGGAGGGACCAGAGAGGUCCUGCAAGGCCGCCGUUUCUCGCGUUCAUUCAUUCACUGCGUGUCUGUCGGCCCGCCUUUAGGCGCCCGGAGCCAGAGUGUGAAUUAGGAGCCUGCAGACGCGCAGGCAGGCGUUCAUGCAAAGAGGACUGGACUCAGAAACCAAGAAACAGCUAGAAGAGGAAGAAAAGAAGAUCAUUAGUGAAGAGCAUUGGUACUUGGAUUUACCAGAGCUUAAAGAGAAGGAGAGUUUCAUAAUAGAAGAGCAGAGUUUCUUGUUAUGUGAAGAUCUGCUCUAUGGAAGAAUGUCAUUCAGAGGAUUCAAUCCUGAAGUUGAGAAACUAAUGCUUCAGAUGAAUGCUAAGAACAAAGCGGAGGAGGAAGAAGAAGAUGCCACAGUAGAACUCGAUGUGUCAGACGAGGAAAUGGCUAGAAGAUAUGAAACCUUGGUGGGGACAAUUGGAAAAAAGUUUGCCAAGAAGAGAGACCGUGCCAAUUAUGAAGAAGAUGAAAAUGGAAACAUGAAACCAAUUAAAACAAAGAAGAUGUUCUUAAAGCCCCAAGAUUAAAAUGGACACCUCCAAAUACAGCUCAGGGAUCCUGUGAAAGCAGCAUAUUUUAGAGUUCAUCCUGAUGGUCUCUGUAGUUGCUAAUACGUAAUAUUUAUUUGUAAAGAAAUGUAUGAUUUGGGGAACAUUCUGUUUUGAAACAGAUGUGUGGUGGAUGUUACACAUCCUUUUCCUAGCGGCAUUCAUCAGGAGCACAGCGCCAGCCCUCGGCCUCCAGGUCACAGCGGGCAUAGGGCUGCUCGCUGAAGAGUUUUUGACCUCAGAUUUUUUAAAAUGUAGUUUUCCAGUCACUGACCUGUAGCAGGCUCCUAACCGCCAGGGUUCCAGUUGCCCUUGUGUAAUAUUUUGCUUUAAAUUAUUAAUCAUGUCAAUCCAAUUCAUGCAUUCACUUUGGACUCAGAUGUCACAAGAAUUCAUUAUAAGUUAAUUCAUCAAGGACAAACAUAACCUGAAGCAUUUGUAGACUACCAGUUCAUUGUCAGUCUUGGGGUAGUUUGUUUUGGAGGUUAAGGCAUUUAAUUAAAGUUCUGCAAUAAACGUGUUUUCACACAUU